Oncorhynchus tshawytscha (Chinook salmon) is the source of this 3392-nucleotide messenger RNA. Its product is annotated as zinc finger protein 271-like. The record is from RefSeq and is a predicted model, not a curated record. Gene Ontology annotation, molecular function: DNA-binding transcription factor activity, RNA polymerase II-specific; RNA polymerase II cis-regulatory region sequence-specific DNA binding. NCBI's taxonomy places the organism in Eukaryota, Metazoa, Chordata, Actinopteri, Salmoniformes, Salmonidae. Gene Ontology annotation, biological process: regulation of transcription by RNA polymerase II.
AAUUGUAAUGGCAAGUGCUACUAGUAGCGAGGCUAUUUCAUUCGCUAGCUAACGUGACCUCGUGGUGAACAUUUCAUUUCAGAGAAAGGACGUGGACGAUUUCAGAAAUUAAUUUCCCGCUACAGCAUCUAGCUAGCUGCUUCAACAAUUCCUGAAGGAUUCAAGAUGGAGGAGGACUUUGGUGGGCCGUCACCAUCCUGCUCAACUGAACCCCAACCAACGCUGUCACUAGGUCCUGACGGUAGCCACGGUGACCGGGACUACACACCACAGGGGCAGGAGAUUGGUUACCCUGGAGGCCUUGACAGCUUCAGUGAAAUACCUAGAUUUAACAUCGUAGUCAAAGAGGAGGAGGAAGAUUUAGAGGAGUGGAGUUUUAAUUAUACAGGAGAGAGUCCAAACCACAGCUCUAGUGAUGAGGCAUCAGCAGAACGACGCCAGGAGAAUCGCACAGCUAAGAAGACGUUUUACCGCUGCCCGGAGUGUGGGAAAGAGUUUCCUCACCCAUCUAAACUACAGAGACAUCUUAGAACGCACACAGGAGAGAAACCAUAUCCUUGCUCUGUGUGCGGAAAGAGAUUCAGUGAUACAGGGACCCUCAAAACACACGAGAGGUUGCACACAGGAGAGAAACCGUACAUCUGCCCGGAAAAGAACUGUUGGAAGAGGUUUGUCAGCCAAGGAGAGUUAAAACUGCACCAUCGGACACACACCGGAGAGAAACCUUGCCACUGCUCUGUGUGUGGGAAGAGUUUCUCACGUAUGUGGCACUUGAAGGUCCACAUGAUGACGCACGCCGGAGAGAAGCAGAGACUCAGCAUGAAAAAACCUUUCCCAUGCUCUGAGUGUGAGAGGGGCUGCAACUCUGCAGCAGAGCUCAAGAUGCACCAGAGGAUGCACACUGGGGAGAGACCUUACCAGUGUUCCACCUGCAAAAAGACCUUUGUUUUCCCAAGCUCUCUAACAAGACAUGAACAAUCCCAUAUAAGCGAAGCGAAUAGUACCGCCAAGCCGUACAGCUGCUCAGAAUGUGGGAAGGAAUUCACUCAGCCAUGGACCUUAAAGAUACACAUGCGCCAGCACACCGGAGAGAAACCGUACCACUGCUCUCAAUGCGAGAAGAGGUUCUCGUCGUCGUCACUCCUUAAAAGACACCAGAGGGUUCACACCGGAGAGAAACCAUUCCAGUGCUCCGACUGCGGGAAGAGUUUCUCCUCGUCAGCGAAUAGAACCAGUCACCGUCGUCGGAUCCAUGAAGGUAUGCCGGGUGGGUCACAGCGGCAGGAGGCCACCUCUGUGGAUGGUACCAGUAAGGCUUAUGUUGACCAAAACAACCAGGUUGAACCCACAGUUGUAGAGGAGUCUGGUCUCACUCUAGUACUAGAUGUCAAAGUAAAAGAAGAGGAGGAAGAUCCUGCUUUUGCAGAGAGACCUGACCAUUGCUCUGAGAGUGAGGAGAGUCCCUCUACAUUAGGAGGACCUGACCAACACCAGGAGAACAACAAAGCUCUGGGCCCUCACAUCUGCUCAACGUGUGGAAAAGAACUAUCCAGCUCCUACAAACUAAUGCUACACCAGAGAACACACACAGGAGAGAAGCCUUACGAGUGUAUGGUGUGUGGGAAGGGCUUCUCCCAAGCCGCAAACCUCAAGACGCACCAGAAAGUGCACAGUGGAGAGAAGCCAUACCCCUGCUCUGACUGCGGGAGCAGGUUUACGCACAUGGGAGACUUGAAGAGACACCAGUUGUUGCACUCGGGUGAGAAACCUUAUAGCUGCCCCGAGUGCGGGAAGAGUUUUUCUCAGUUGGCGCACCUGAAAUCUCACCAACAGACACACACAGGGGAGAAACCUUUCCUCUGUGCUCAUUGUGAAAAGACUUUCUCCACUGCUGCCAAGCUGAAGAACCACGAGAGAGUGCACACUGGCGAGAGACCUUACUGCUGCUCCUACUGCCCCAAGCGCUUUGCUCUAUCUGGGACACUGGUGAAGCAUGAACGACUCCACACCGGAGAAACGCCGUACCAAUGUGGAGAAUGCGGUAAGGGAUUUGCUCAACUGGUGUCCUUGAAAAUACAUGCCCAAUCACACACUGGAGUCAACUUCUACAAAUGUUUCCAUUGUGACCAGAGCUUCUCCACUUCAACCAAGCUGAAGGAACAUCAGAGAAUCCACACUGGGGAGAACCUCUACCAAUGCACCGAAUGUGGGAAGAGUUUCACUAUCGAGUCAAAACUGCUGAAACACCAGAGAGUUCACACUGGAGAGAAACCGUACCAGUGCUCUGGGUGUGGAAUGAGGUUCUCGCUCUCUGAGAACCUACUGAGACACCAGCGUAACUCUUCAGGGAUCUGUGGUGCUGUGAGCCUUAACCAGGCUACUGGGAGUGGGAUUCUACUUCUACAAGAUGCUGCUGUCUUCCCGAAUAUACUGGUCAAGGCUGGGCACAAACCCACAGAGUCUCUGCCUUCUGACCAGAGCCAGAGUGAAGCCUCCACUCAAACUGCUGGGGUGACUGUUGACGUGAAAGAGGAGGAGCAAACACUUGAACUGAAGAUUAAAACUGAAGAACUGGAGGAGGAGGAGGAAGAAGAAGAAGAAGAAGAAGAAGAAGAAGGAGAAGAGGAGGAGGAAGAGGAGGAAGUUGUUGGGCUGAUUAAUUCUGAUGGAGAAGAAAUGGACUGGGAUCCUUCUCUUCUUGGAUAUAAUCCCAGUCAGAGUUCUGACAUUGAAGAGAGUCCCUCUACAUCAGGAGAACCUGAACAUCACCAGGAGAAUCACAACGCUAAGAGCUCUCACUGCUGUUCAGUGUGUGGAAAAGACUGCCAAAAAUUAUCGGCGCUACAAAAACACAUGAGAAUUCACACAGGAGAGAAGCCUUACCCCUGUACUUUGUGUGGAAACCAAUUCCGUGAGAAGGGACACCUGAAAGCACAUCUGAAAACUCACACUGGAGAGAAACCUUACCACUGCCCCACCUGUGGGAUGAAGUUCGCCCAUUUGGGAGCCAUGAAAAUACACCUGCUGACACACACUGGAGAGAAACCUUACCCCUGUUCUGUGUGUGGGAAGAGUUUUACCCAGUCAUCGCGUUUGAAGCAACAUUUCCGGACGCACACAGGAGAGAAACCUUACUCCUGCUCUGUAUGCAGGAAGAGUUUUGCAAGACCAGCAGACCUUAAAGUCCACCACAGAGAUCACACAGGGGAGAAACCUUACAGCUGCACUGAAUGUGGCCAGAGCUUUACCAGUUCCCACAACCUAUGGAAACAUCAGAAGAGCCAUCUACCACCUGGACUACCACAACCUGUUGAGUUUGACAACCACAACCAAACACCAGAGAUGAAUGCUGAAAACGAAGGACUGAAGGAGGAAGAUGAGGAGGAGGAGGA